AUGACCACUCGCGCCGCCACCAACGCAGCUGCAGCCGCUGCUCAAAUCUUAGCUGCAGCAACCCUCUCUUCUCCACCAAUCACUCCUGAUGACAAGCAAGACCUCAACAAAAAUGUCGCCACCGGAUCCCCCACCAAAACUCGAAAGCGUGUCCCACCCCAGAAGAAGGCAAAGCUGACCGAGCCAGUUAUGGGUGGUUGGGACGUCUUGCCUCAUGGAAUGGGCAAAAAAGGUGACCUCUUGGACGACAAUUUCGGUAAUACUGGCACGGAGACCACUACCACUGUUCCCAAGAGAGCUACACGAGCCAGAGCUACCAGGGCUGCUGUUAAAACUGCUACUGUUAAAGACGAGGAUGAGGAAAAGCCAGAUGUAGCUGAUCUUGCUGAUCCAUUUACCACCAAUCUUGUGGAGGCCAUCAAAGAAGAAAUCAAAGAAGAGAAGCCUAAGAAGAAAUCACCACGUAAGAAGGCUGUCGCCACAUCCACCGAUCUUACGGAAUCCCCCAGUAAGCCUGUCAAGACAAAGAAGGAUAGAUAUGGCCUCGUUCCAGGUCAAUCACCUUUCCCCGAUCAUGUCUCGCCCACUACCGAAGAAGCCGAGAUGGUGAACAGCCUGCUAGCUGCUCAACAUGGUGAUGUAAAGACACCAGAGACAGUUCCAGCUCCAUCCGAGACUGUCACCGGAUGUGGAGAGGUUCCAGAUGCUCUCGACGCAACUAUGAGAACCCUCCUCAGCGCCGCAACCACCGCUGGCAACGCCAACAAAUCAAUGGCAGGCUUGAAGAAGAGAUUUGGUCUGAGAACAUCUGGCAAGGGUACAGGUAGUGUGUCAUGGGAGGCUGUACAUGCUGCGACAGAAGAAGACGUCGUUGAGGCCAUUAGGUCAGGCGGCCUUGCCAACGUCAAAGGUAAAUACAUCAAGGCAAUUCUUAAGAAAGUCUUCGAUCAAAACGCCGAGCUUCUAGAGAGUUUAUUGAAGGAAGCUGAUACCGAUGUUUCUGUCCCAUUCAUUGGAAAGAUCUUGGAAACCAAGGAGCAAAAGGAGGCUGAGAUCAAGAGCUUGGGAGAAAACAUGCUCUCGAUCGACCAUAUUCACGCAUUGGACAAACCACGUGCGAUGCAGGUGUUGACAGAUUUGCCCGGUAUUGGUGUCAAGACCGCAGCAUGUGUCAUCUUGUUUUGCAUGGGAAAACCCAGCUUUGCAGUUGAUACUCACGUUUGGCGCCAUUGCAAGUGGCUCGGCUGGGUCCCAACGGGAGCAAGUCGGGACCAAACUUUCAGUCAUUGCGAAGUUCGAAUUCCAGAUCAUCUCAAGUACUCACUUCAUCAAUUGUUUCUCCGACAUGGGAAGACUUGUGCGCGCUGCAGAGCCAACACAUCCGAGGGCUCUGAGAAAUGGGAGAGCACUGUUUGUCCGAUUGAGCAUUUGGUUAACAGAACUGGAGAUAAGAAGCAACCAGGCUACAAGGCUAGCAGGAAGGUGGUUGUCAAGAAGGGUAUAAAGAAGCUUGCGAAUGGUUCGAAGAAGAGGAAGAGAGAAGCCGAGGAUAGUGAGGAGGAAUCAGAGAUGGAUUUGGAUGUGGACAAUGAGAUGGAAGGAGACGAUGAAUCGGAGGAAGACACCGGACUGUCCCCAGACAAUGAUCCUCCAUCUAAUAUCCACACCGACUCAGAAGACUUCUCGCCAUGA
Messenger RNA from Sclerotinia borealis F-4128, 1692 nucleotides. Lineage: Eukaryota; Fungi; Ascomycota; Leotiomycetes; Helotiales; Sclerotiniaceae. The record is from the annotation of a GenBank genome assembly.